UAUCCUAAAUUAGAAAUCCCAAAAAAUCUGCUAGCUGACUCAAUCAAAACAAAUAUAAUUGCUAAAAUGAGAAUAAUUAAAUUUUUGUGUCGCAGUCAUUUUCUUUCCUAUGCCACCUUUCCAACAACUUUAUUUUUUUGCUCAAAACGUCAUUUCUUGGCUUGCCCUUCAGUGAAACUCAGUUUAUGCCAAAAUCAAGGCAAAUUGACCAAGAUUAGGUACGGAAUUUACCUAAAUACAAGGUCAUCAAUGAGUUGUUCUGCAACUCCAGCAAUGGCAAGGGAGAAAGAAAUGGAACAAAUGGAUAGAAUAUUAGCUGCAAAAGAGGAUGACUAUGGUGGGGUGAUAGUGGAAAUGACUAAUGAGCCCUUGGACCCUUCUGUCUUUGCAUCUUUGCUUAGAGCCUCACUUUCUCAUUGGAGACAACAGGGUAAAAAAGGUGUUUGGAUCAAAUUGCCUAUUGAGCUUGUAACACUUAUAGAACCUGCUGUUAAGGAAGGAUUUUAUUACCACCAUGCAGAACCAAAAUACUUGAUGCUCGUGAGUUGGCUGCCUGGAACUGCUAACACUAUUCCAGCAAAUGCUACGCAUAGAGUGGGCAUUGGUGCUUUCGUCGUGAAUGAAAAGAAUGAGGUGCUAGUUGUCCAAGAAAAGAGUGGAAAAUUUCGUGGAACCGGUGUGUGGAAGUUCCCCACAGGAGUUGUUGAUGAGGGUGAAGAUAUAUGUGAUGCAGCUGUCAGAGAAGUGAAAGAAGAGACAGGAGUUGAUGCGAAGUUUGUAGAAAUACUGGCAUUCAGGCAAAGUCACAAGUCAUUUUUUGACAAGUCAGAUUUGUUCUUCGUCUGCAUGCUACAACCUCUCUCCUUUGAUAUCCAGAAGCAGGACACAGAAAUAGAGGCAGCCGAGUGGAUGCCAUUUGAACAGUACGCAGCUCAGCCAUUCGUCCAAGGACAUGAUCUUCCCAGAUACAUUUCUGACAUAUGCUCAGCAAAGAUACAGGGAAGGUAUACUGGAUUCUCAUCGGUUCCUACAGUGACGAGUUUUUCUGAGAAGAAUACUCACCUGUACAUGAAUAACAAUGUCAGAACAACUGGUCAUGAUGACCUCUAAUGUGACAGGAAGCUAAAAAAUUGAUUCUUCUCUUCCCCGUAGGUUGAAAAGGGAGAAAUAUUGAUAUUCAUGUGAAGUUUAUAAAGGUGCAAUUCUUUUUUAGUAUGAUGGAAUAACACGGGACGAGAAGUGUCCUCUGAUGGGAGGAUUGGGUUUCAGGUUUACAUUUUGUAUGUGAUACAUGAUGCAUGUAGUGUACAUCGAGAAUUAUUUGUAUAUUUAAGUUUCUUUGAUUGACCUUA
Lycium ferocissimum is the source of this 1352-nucleotide messenger RNA. Its product is annotated as nudix hydrolase 2-like. Lineage: Eukaryota; Viridiplantae; Streptophyta; Magnoliopsida; Solanales; Solanaceae. The record is from RefSeq and is a predicted model, not a curated record. The transcript is spliced from 9 exons. The coding region runs from base 67 to 1110 and encodes 347 amino acids. Gene Ontology annotation, molecular function: NADH pyrophosphatase activity; NAD binding; ADP-ribose diphosphatase activity.